UGCAGCUGUGAUGGUCUGGGUGUCCACUAGGUGGGGCACUAAGGAGCUGGGGCCUUCAGACCAGCUGCAGAGGGAGGGUCUUCGGCAGUAAAGUUACCCAGCAGAGGGGUAGGAAAAGAGGAGAGGGCUGAAGAGAGCAUUACUGGGGCAGUACUGAGGCACAGGAUGCUUCCAUUCUUGAUCUCCGAGCGGUUCUGGAGGGAACAGCAGAAAGGAGCGCAGUUAAGGACUCUGGAAUAGUUACCUGUAUCCUCAAUUUGUGGGGUGGGAGCUUGUCAGUAAAAGCUCACAUUCAGAGCAGGGAGAAUGAAUAUAUGGAAUCAAAACCAGGUGAGUUAAAGAGAUCCUGGGGAAUGUGGGGCUAGGAGGGGGCUCACAUUCUCUGUGAUGUAUUUCCUGUGCCCAUCAGCAAACUGAAGGGCAUAGUGCUCCGGAUGAGUCAGGCUCCACCUGUAGAGCAGGAAACUGCCAGGAACAUCCAGGGGCGCCUCUUCCACCUGCCCCUCCCCCACUUUGCCCAGGCUUGCCGCACUUACGUGUCACACACCUCCUUCAGAACAGUGGCCAGGGGCUUUGCCUGCAAGUGGAAUUGUCACACAAGUUCUUUGCAGCUACUCCAACACUUGGGGGUCAUCCUUCAAACCAGCUUGAGGCUAAGUCAGCUUUAUGUGUGCAUAUGUGUUUCCUGAGCACUUAGAAGUCCAAGGUAUGCUGGUCAAGACUUGGUGAUCACGGGGAGUCCACGGCUGCCCCCACCCAACAGGAAGUAGCGCCCAGCUCUCCCCACCUCAGUGCAGUUGCUUUUCCUGUUGGGAAUAAAGUGCCAGAGACUCAACUUCCUUCCUUUCUGCUUUGAAGAGGGAGGGGCCUUGAGGGGAAGAAGGGGCUUCUGGGCUGUGAAGUGGGAAAGAGGUUUCCUUGGGGAGAGGAAUUUGGCUGGUGGUGCCAAAGGAGCUAGAGUCCCUCAGGUCCCGUGAGCAGUGAGGGUGUGCCCAGUUCUGCAGGAGAGAGAAGGCUAUUCUCAAGGCCAAGGCCACUUGCAGAGGAGGGAGAACUGGACACCGGUCAGAUCUGGUAAGUUCUGUACCAAACUGUCUGGGGCGUUACAGAGCAGGAAGGGGGACUUACAGUUAUGCUGAUUCGCAGCCUUUCACUCGGCAUCAAAAGAGGUAGAACCCAUAACCCCAGAGGACCCCAUAUCCCAGGUAUCCCUUCUAGCUUAUGUCCCUCUCUCUUACUUCCUGAAGGGGCUCUGCAGGAACCUUGCUCCUCUUUCUUGGUAGAGCCAAAGGAACAUCCACUCUGCCUGAGCUACUGCAGGCUCUCGCCCCCACUCCUACCAUAUCUGCAGCUUCCUGAGGCACACCAUGGACUCAGCAGCCAAGGACAAAAUACAACCCAGACUUCUUCCCGGCUCUUCCUGCCCAAGGCCUGAGUGGCCAGAGCAGGAGAGGGCUGAACAGCUGGCUCGGGGAGCGGCGCUCAAGUGGGCUUCAGGCAUCUUCUACAGGCCAGAGCAGCUGACCAGGCUGGGCCAGUACCGAAGCCGUGAAGUACAGCGUAACUAUUCCUUGGAAGCGCGAAUUAAGUCAGCGGUGCAGUCAUACCUGGAAGGUGUGCAGACUGGUGUGUGGCAGCUGACUCAAGCCCUUGAGGCUGUGCAGGGAACACGAGAAGCCCUGAGACAGGCCCAUCACUUACUCCAGGGUUUGUCUCAGACCUCACAAACCCUGGAACCCAUGAGGGAAUGUGUUGUCCAGCACAAACAACUCCAGAUCCUGACUCAGUUGUUGCCAAGAUUACAAGCAGUACCAGCUGCAGUGGCCCACACACAGACCCUGAUAGAUGCUCAGCGAUUCUUGGAGGCAUAUGUGAACCUGCGGGAGCUAGAGCAGCUGCAGGAGGAGACAUGGACACCCUUAGGAGGACUGGAGUUGCCAAUCUUCCAGGAGCUUGGCCUUCUGGCUGAGGCUCUGGGCCAAGCCGUGGAGGCGGCUGCAGGAGCUGCAGGGCGGCUGGCCCGUGAAGAUCCAACCCUACUGGUAGCUGCUAUUCGGGUGGCAGAGGUGGAGACUGAGCGCACAAUCCUGGGACAGGCACCCCGAGACUGGCGGCAGCGAUGUCUUCGGGCACUACAGGAAGGCCUGGAGCAGCUCCAUUUUGCAUCGCCUGUGCUUCCUGAGCCAGGGGCCCUGUCAGGGUGGCUUGCGGCUCUGCAGGUAGCCUUGCCUGCUGAGUUGGCCACAGCUGAAGCACUGGUGGCACCCUGCUGCCCACCAAGCUACCACGUGGUUCGGCUAUGGGCCCACACCCUGCACAGUGGCCUGCGCCGUAGCUUGCAGCAACUCCUUUCUGGGCCUGAGCUAGGAGCUGCUGACACCUUUGCCUUGCUGCACUGGGCGUUGCAUGUGUACAUGGGGAAGGAAAUGAUGGGGAACUUGGAACUGGGGCCUGAGGCCGAUGUGUCCCAGCUAGAGCCCCUCUUGACCUCAGAGAACAUUGAGCAGCUGGAGGCAGCAUUUGUGGCUCAUGUCCAGGUAAGUGUGGCUCAGUGGCUAAAGAAGGCACUAGAUGGGGAGGUUGCCGAAUGGAGCCGGGGACAGGAGCCCGCCACAGAUCCAUCCGGUUUCUACCACUCACCAAUGCCAGCCAUUGUACUGCAGAUCCUGGCUGAAAACAUUCAAGUAACCAGUCUGAUUAGUGACUCAUUGCAUCGGCGGGUGCAUGACAUGGCAGUGUCAGAAUUGGGUGCAUUCUUGAGAAGUUUCAGUGACGCUCUGAUCCGAUUUUCCCGAGACCAUCUAAGGGGAGAAGCCGUGGCCCCUCACUAUGUGCCCUACCUACUGGCUGCCUUCAACCACCAAUCAGCAUUGAGAUCUUCAGUCUCGGUCCUGCUGCCCGACGGGGAAACUUCCGGGGUCUUAGCUCCAGUCGAAGCCGCUCUGGACGACGUAGAGAGGAGGAUCUGCCGCCUGGUUUUGGAAGUACUGCAGGCUGAGCUCCAGCCCCUGUUCGCCGCUCUGCCCUCGCGCCGAUGGCUAUUGAGUUCCGAGUUGCUGGACAGUGUGUAUGAGCAGACAUUGCACUUCUGCAAGGACUUCUGGCGCGUCCGGAAGCCUGCUGUUCAGCUGCUGCUGACGGAGACGGAACGAACCGUGGUGUUGCAUUACCUCAGGGCGCUGAUGCAGGGCCGCCUAGUGUGCCGCGGGGCGGACGAGCGGAGCCAGGCGGCUGAGCGCCUUCAGCACGAUGCUGCUCAGCUUAAAGAGCUUUUCCUUGGUUUGGGCCUGGAGGAGAGCGCUCACUGCGCGCCCGUCCUGCUCGCGCUGAGGGAACUGCUCAACCUCCACGACCCCACACUGCUCGGCCUCGAGGUGGCAGGCCUGAGGCAGCAAUUUCCCGACGUGAGCGAGGAUCAUGUCUCUGCCCUCUUGGACCUGCGCGGAGACGUGUCCCGAGAGCAUCGUCAGGCAGCACUCAGUUCGCUGCAGGCCGGUCCACCGCCUUCGCCUUCCACCGGCCGCCGGGCACUCUUCAGCCUGGUACCGACGCCUACGCCCUCUCUGUCCUCCUGCCUCCCCUCGGGUCCCUGCUCCUGACACCCAUCUGUUUGUGUAAUAAAGCCACGUUUACCGCA
This is a messenger RNA of Rattus rattus (black rat), 3637 nucleotides long. RefSeq names its product exocyst complex component 3 like 1 (gene Exoc3l1). Gene Ontology annotation, cellular component: exocyst. Gene Ontology annotation, molecular function: SNARE binding. Gene Ontology annotation, biological process: exocytosis; exocyst localization. The transcript is spliced from 14 exons. Lineage: Eukaryota; Metazoa; Chordata; Mammalia; Rodentia; Muridae. The record is from RefSeq and is a predicted model, not a curated record. The coding region runs from base 1368 to 3599 and encodes 743 amino acids.